AUGGCAAUCUCUUUGCUCUGUCUUAUCCUCAUCACCGUCGCUUCGUUAAUCUUUGUCGGCAAGAAGAUCAAACGCUCCAAAUGGAAUCUUCCUCCAAGUCCUCCACAGUUUCCGAUCAUCGGAAACCUACACCAAGUUGGAGAAUUGCCUCACAGGUCACUCCAACGUCUAGCCGAAAGAACCGGACAUGUUAUGCUUGUUCGCUUAGGUUUUGUCCCUGUAACGGUAAUCUCGUCCAAAGAAGCAGCUGAAGAAGUGCUUAAAACCCAUGACCUAGACUGUUGCACCAGGCCUAAGCUUGUCGGAUCGAAGAAAAUCUCUCAUGAUUUUAAAGAUAUCAGUUCCCCUCUUGGAUUGAGACCGUUUCACUCAUGUUUGUCCUCAUAG
Messenger RNA from Microthlaspi erraticum, 387 nucleotides. The record is from the annotation of a GenBank genome assembly. NCBI's taxonomy places the organism in Eukaryota, Viridiplantae, Streptophyta, Magnoliopsida, Brassicales, Brassicaceae.